Phytophthora sojae is the source of this 306-nucleotide messenger RNA. RefSeq lists its product as hypothetical. The transcript has 3 exons. The coding region runs from base 1 to 306 and encodes 101 amino acids. NCBI's taxonomy places the organism in Eukaryota, Oomycota, Peronosporomycetes, Peronosporales, Peronosporaceae. The record is from RefSeq and is a predicted model, not a curated record.
AUGCAUUCUACAUUUCCAGAAACUACAUCCAUCUUAUAUACGUUAAUACCAAUAGCGCUUGAAUGCCUCCUUCACCUGAGCCUGAAUUCUUCGAGGAUCCUUCUUAGGGCUCUGGAAUGUAUGCCAGGCGAUACAGUGGAAGACGCACUUGUUGUUGGUCUUGGGGAAGUUGAUCACAUGCUUGUUUUCGCGAAUAAUCUUAGGGAUGACAGCUUCGCUGUCCCCGAGAGCAUGGUCGCGAUGGUAGAUGAAAAUCUUGAAUGCACCAACUCCAUAGAACGGAUUUCCGAAAUCACCUUCUUUUGA